Messenger RNA from Oncorhynchus gorbuscha (pink salmon), 3532 nucleotides. RefSeq names its product MICAL-like protein 2. The transcript is spliced from 16 exons. Lineage: Eukaryota; Metazoa; Chordata; Actinopteri; Salmoniformes; Salmonidae. Gene Ontology annotation, molecular function: protein binding. The record is from RefSeq and is a predicted model, not a curated record. The coding region runs from base 298 to 3297 and encodes 999 amino acids.
GUGACAAAAUGGAGGCGCGGUGGCUUCAACACAACACCCCUAACAUUAUCUAGUGUAUUUAUAUUCCUCGUUGAAUAGAACCACGCGGACGACUUUGUCUCUCUCUUUUUAAAAAAUGAGGUUUCCCCUAAUCAUUCGUCAGAAGUUGGAUCAAAACAUUUUUUUUCCGUAAGGGGUAUUUCAGUCACUCGUCUAUUUAUUCAAGUUGUGGAAACUUAACUAGUUGCGGUCAGUUAGUGAACUUGGAUCGCGUCUUGCCGCUUUACACUCGGUUCGGGGUUUCGGGAGAGAACUAGGAUGUCGGCGGUGAAAGCGCUGCAACAGUGGUGUAAGAUCCAGGUUCAGGGUUACAGAGAUGUCACGAUCACCAAUAUGACCACCUCUUUCAGGGACGGGAUGGCUUUCUGCGCCCUCAUUCACCGAAACAGACCCGACCUCAUUGACUUUGAUUCCCUGAUGAAGGAGAAUGUCUAUGACAACAACCACCUGGCGUUCCGGGUAGCGGAGGAUGAGUUGGGGAUUCCAGCUCUAUUAGAUGCUGAGGACAUGGUGGCCCUGAAGAUACCAGACAGACUCAGUAUUCUGACAUAUGUCUCACAAUACUACAACUACUUCCAUGGCAAAUCACCUAUUGGCGGCAUGGCGGGGAUAAAGCGUCCAGCGGAGGCAUCCACAGAAGAGGGGCCUUCUGGGAAAAAGAACCAAGCAGUUGUCUCCAAGGUCUUCCCCGCCUCUACCCCCUCUAAAUCCGCUACUGAGAACCGCCCUCCCCCCUCCUCCUCACCUAAAGCCUCAACCAGACCAGACAGGGCAGCACAGAAGGAUGUGUUGUCGGAGCGAUCCAAUAAGACUGGGACUCUGAGCAGUAAGUGUUCCGUGUGUAAUAAACACGUUCAUCUGGUCCAGAGACACCUAGUGGAUGGGAGGCUGUAUCACAGGAGCUGUGCCAGGUGUAGUGAGUGUUCCACCACUCUACUGUCUGGUAACUGUAAACCUGGACCAACACCAGGCUCCUUCAUCUGUACCUCCCACCACCAUCACCAGGGGGCGCUGCCAACACACACCCCUCUCCGAGACCUGCCCAAAAACAACCCUACUACCCCUUCUUCCUCCAAAUACACCUCUCACCCUCCUCCCACUGUCAAGACCACCCCUCUCUCAUACCUGCCCAAAAACAACCCUACUACCCCUUCUUCCUCCAAAUACACCCCUCACCCUCCUCCCACUGUCCAGACCACCCCUCUCUCAUACCUGCCCAAAAACAACCCUACUACCCCUUCUUCCUCCAAAUACACCCCUCACCCUCCUCCCACUGUCCAGACCACUCCUCUCUCAGACCUCUCCAGGAAUACCCCCGGAGCCAAAUACACAGACCCCCCGAAAUCCACCCCAGCUCCGACACCCACCAGUACCCCCUCCAAAUUUGUCCCUAGCUGGCUGAGCUCCAAAUCAGAUGGAUCCAAAAGCACCACCCCCUCUGCCUCCUCCUCGCGGCCCAGCCCGGGGCUCUCCUCCCUGGGCACAGUGAGCCCUGCAGCCCCUGGACCCACCGCAGUCCCACGGAACUUCAACACGACUUCAACUACCCAGCAGGCCCGGCUCCAGUUCUUCCAAUCUGGGAACACCACCACUGGGCAGGAGAACCAGGGCAAGACCCAGACUCCGGGACAGGCACCGAGUCUACCCACAAAUAGAGUCCCGAAUGCUGGCACACAGGGGACAGGAGUGGGGGUUGGCCAGGGUGUGAGUGUGGUAGUGAGUUUGGGUGGCAGUGGGGUAGGGGGUAAGGGAGAGGGUAAGGGUGUGAAUGUGGUGCUAGGUGGGGACAGAGAUGUGGUUCAGGGUAGAGGUAGAGUUGUCUUCAAGGUGGAUAGUGAUGUGAAAGUCUCUCCAUCUAAAGAAGACUGCAGUACCAAGAUCCAGGCUGCUGCUGUCAUCACUAAGAAACUAACAGAGAACACUACAACAACAGCUGGUGCUGUCAUCACUAAGAAACUAACAGACAACAACACCACAACAACAGCUGGUGCUGUCAUCACUAAGAAACUAACAGACAACAACACCACAACAACAGCUGGUGCUGUCAUCACUAAGAAACUAACAGACAACAACACCACAACAACAGCUGGUGCUGUCAUCACUAAGAAACUAACAGACAACAACACCACAACAACAGCUGGUGCUUCAAGUCCUCCGUGGCAUCCUGUAGGACUGAAGAAGACAGAGAACAGAUCUCCCUCUCUCAGACCUGCCCCUGCUGAAACGCCUAAGAAAGAGACGGAGACUCCUAAAAAGGAGACUGGGGGCAGAGUUAAGCUAAAAGCAGACCCGUCUCUCCUCGCCCCCCUCACCCCCAACACCUCCACCCCGACCCCGGCCAGCAGAACAGGCCUGUGGAACAAAACCCUGGAUAAGGCACCCGGAGCUGCUUCUCCCAGCAACACUAUGGCAACAGCAGACAACAGCAGCUCUCCUGCUGACUGGCGAUCCAGGCUCAAACCUGCCUCCAAGCCUGUAGGACCUAAAGACUCCUCUCCCCUCCACCCUGCCAUUCAGAAGGCUGAAACCCUGUCUCGGCCCUGGGCGGGUGGAUCAGGAAACGCCCAGGCUUCAGCCCCUGCUGGGUCUACUCUGGCCCCCUCCAGCCCCCCAGAAGCCUCCUCACCCAGCCCGCUGAACACCGGCCCUGGGACAUGGGGCGUCCUGACAGGGAAGAGCUCAACGACAGCUAACGGCUCCAACACAGACACCAAGACACCUAAACCAAGUAAACCGGACUACAUCCCGAAGGAAGAGAUCCUCAGAGAGCUUCAGGAGAUAGAGGACAAUGUUAAUGAGUUGGAGAGGACAGGAGUGGAGCUGGAGAAACAACUACGCUCCUGUGAAGAGGAGGGAGAAGAGGACGUGGUGAUGGAUGACCUGAUGGUGGAAUGGUUCAACCUCAUCAGAAACAAGCAGGUGUCCAUGAGGAGAGAGUCUGAACUGGUCUACAUAGCGAAGACACAGGACUUGGAGGAACAGCAGCCCAGUGUAGAGCAGGAGCUGAGGAGACUCAUGGACAAACCUGAGCGGCUGAAGACGUUGUGGGACCGUCGUAGAGAAGAGGAGUUGAUGGUCAAGCUGGUGGAGAUCGUCAAUGACAGAAACGCCAUCAUAGACGGACUGGACGAUGACAGACUCAGGGAGGAUGAGGAAGAUGAGCAGCUCAAUAAGAUGAUGAAGACCCUAGACACAAAGAAAGAAAAGAAGAAGAAGUCUAGCUUUAAGUUUUUUGGUAGGAACAAGAAGGAGGGAUGAUCCCACAGGGAGGAACUCUGGGACACACUGUUACCCUCCUUGAGGUGUGGUUAUCACUGUUACCCUGCUUGAGGUGUGGUUAUCACUGUUACCCUCCUUGAGGUGUGGUUAUCACUGUUACCCUCCUUGAGGUGUGGUUAUCACUGUUACCCUCCUUGAGGUGUGGUUAUCACUGUUACCCUCCUUGAGAUGUGGUUAUCACUGUUACCCUCCUUGAGGUGUGGUUAUCACUGUU